UGUUUUCCCAGACUCAGUAUCCGCAGUGCUUGUGUGUCUGUCUGUCUGUCUGUCCUUUUCUCCCCCUCGGAACAUGGGGGAAUCGCGGUUAGGUUUGGACGUCGGCGGCGACUGCGACGAAUUUUCCGCCGGGCCAGACAAGGUCAUGGAGAAAGGGUAUUGCUUCGUCGCCGUGGACCUGAGUUAUCCGUCGUGUCGAGUUGGCGUCCAUGAUCUCCCGCUUCCGAUUUUCCAACGUCGCGGAAUGAUGACUGACGUGAGCGCGAGUGUGUGGAAAAGCUUUGUUGUCGGGCACUUGAACCAAAACGCCGUCCGUGACUUGGAAACGUUGGAUGCCGACAGUCGGAAGAUCGUGGACUUUGAGAUCCGCAUGGCCCAGUUCCUGUGUUUGCCUGCGAUUCUGGUGGACCUUCCGGACACGGGCACGCGUUUGCUGAGUGCGUUGCUCGACGCCCGCUUGGGCAUUUCCAAACCGCGUCAUUUCCACCACCAUCGGUGUCCCUGUGUGUGGGCCAGUGUGAAUUUGGGUUCGGGGGAUGCUUGGGAUCGCUGGAACGACUUCCGAGCGGCGUUUCCGGUCACCAAGAUGCUGGGCGUGGUCUUGGAACUGCCGGCCGAUGGGUCCAUGCCGUGCCCUAGAGUUUGCGAACGGUGGCUGGCUGAACCGUUGAAAUGCGUUGUGGUGCAUGCGGAGUCAUUUGCGUUAACGGGAUCCCUGUCAGAGGCCCAGGAGAAGUUCGUCAAGUGCGUGUUUGUGGCUGGUUGUCAGGCCAUGGUUCGUGGAUCGGGCGCCUCCAACGAACACCUCAAGCGAAUCUCUGCGAAACUUCUAGACUUGUACGACCGUCGAUUAGAAGAUUCCGAUUUCCUGGAGGUGGCGGGCAAGGACUUCGUGGACAGCUUGCAGACCCCGUUGCAGCCGUUGGCGGAUAAUCUGGAAGCGCAGACCUACGCCACGUUCGAAGAAGACCCGUGCAAGUAUGUCAAGUACGAAGAAGCGGUUCACGAUGCGAUUGUGGACAGGAGAAAUGCAGGCCAGGAGCCUCCGUUUGUUCUGAUGGUCGUUGGUGCUGGACGCGGGCCUUUGGUUGAUUCAGCCAUGAGAGCGUCUGACAAGAGCGGCAUUCCCCUCAGGCUUUUCGCCGUGGAGAAGAAUCCCAACGCUGUGAAUGUACUGCUGAGAAGAACCGAGACGGAAGAGAAAUGGAAGAACGUGACGGUGGUGGCAUGUGAUAUGCGGGAGUGGGAAAAUCCGCAAAAGGCCGACAUUUUAGUGUCGGAACUUCUAGGGUCAUUCGGCGACAACGAGUUGUCACCGGAAUGUUUGGACGGAGCCCAACGGUUUCUCAAGCAGGAUGGAGUUUGCAUCCCGCAGAGCUACACGUCCUACGUGGCCCCGAUGCAGUCGUACAAACUGUACGCGGAGGCCAAAGAAUAUGAGGGGCCCGAUGGGAAGAUGCUGUCCAAGAUACACGUUGUCUACAUGAAGAUGAAGAGGAUCCUGAGCGACCCAAAGCCUCUGUUUUCCUUUAGUCAUCCCAACUGGGACCUGACGUCGAAUGACCGGUUCGAGCGAGUGUCUUUCGUGGCCCAGGAUCGGGCCGUGUUGCAUGGGUUUGCCGGCUACUUUGACACCGUGCUGUACAAGGACGUGGUGCUGAGCAUUCACCCUCAGACGCACAGCGACGCCCUCAUCUCCUGGUUUUCUGUGUUCAUUCCUUGUUCGUUCGUCGGCGUCGGUCGAUGCGGUGUGUUUCUUCUGCAGGAGCCUGUGGAGCUGCAGCCCGGCGACGAGAUCACGUUCUGCAUUUGGCGGAAGAGCUGCGACGUGAAGGUGUGGUACGAGUACCAGUUGACGGCGCCCAAAGUGCUUCCCGUGCAGAACGAAGGCGGGACAGAGGCGCCGAUUUUCAAGUGA
Notodromas monacha is the source of this 1918-nucleotide messenger RNA. NCBI's taxonomy places the organism in Eukaryota, Metazoa, Arthropoda, Ostracoda, Podocopida, Cyprididae. The record is from the annotation of a GenBank genome assembly.